GGUCGCUGCUCUGCAGCAGGGGGAAAAGGAAAUAGUCUUCAGCUUUUUGAAAUACACUGUGCUUAUAAUAGAAAAAGAGAAGACUGCAGACAGCUGAACAUUCAGCCUCUCACCUCGGCCACCUCAAACAACAACAAAUCUUCUGAUGAAUCAGGAAUAUGGAUCUCACUUACUCGGGACUGCAAAGCCACCGUUGAUCCCAAACUCCCCCUGAAGCCUCAGCGUUAUGGAUAUUUUCUGCUGAUAUAUCAACUGAAAGUAUCAGUCACCAGUAACCAGAAAUCACUUAUGGAAGGAACCUUAGCAUCUGGAUUUAAAGUAUAUGUCAGCUACUACUGGAAGCUGCUUUAACAACGGCAACAAUAAAUCAAGAAGGUUUUACGAAGUCAUUGCUUUCAAGUAAUUAAACAGACAGGGCUCAGCUUUGGGACUCCCGUCAAGUUCUUACUUUAAUGAAGCAGAAAUCGAGCAGCUGCCUGGAUUGGUUUGGCGGAGGCAGAAUCCUGCCCCUCCAGAAAUGUGCCUGAUAGAAUUCUAUUGAUCAGUGUGGUGUUCGCCUUACGCAGUAGUGAGUGGUGCUCUCUACCUGAUCACUUGUUCAGUGAAGAGGUACAUAGAGGAUGUUCUUCCUUACCUGCACAUCUGGACUAUAAGCAUCAGCACCACUAAGCUGAGAACUCUAAUGUCAGAUCACACCUCAAAGAUACAACACAACUGGAAUAAUGGAUCUUCUCAAAGCUUUUGUCAGCAUUAUCAUUUUCUGGUUUCAUUCUUGUAAAGGAACAAGACUGCAAAGUGGACAAAUUAUUUGCAGACAAGGGACUCAGAAACCAUGUUACAAAGUCAUUUAUUUUCAUGAUACAUCAAGAAGACUGACGUUUCAGGAAGCUCAGGAUGAAUGUAGACGGGAUGGUGGUUACCUGAUAAUUAUCAAGUCUGAAGCAGAGCAGAAAUUUAUACAGAAGCUCAUUCAAAGCAUCACUGGUUCCGAUGGUGACUUUUGGUUGGGUCUAAGGAGAAUUGAUGAUGACUCCCCAAACUCCAGCGACUGCCAGAGUCUGUACACUUGGGUUGAUGGCAGCAAACCCACUUUUUGGAACUGGUAUGUGGAUGAGCCAUCAUGUGGGAGUGAGGUGUGUGUUGUCAUGUACUAUCAGCCAUUGGCUUCUCCCGGUGUUGGUGGGCCAUAUAUGUUUCAGUGGAAUGAUGACCGAUGUAACAUGAAGAACAACUUCAUAUGUAAAUAUUCAGAAGAAAAGACAGCUCGUCCUCCCAUGAAAAACACAUCAUCAUCAGUUAUUGUUACUGGAACAGUUACUACCAGGGACCCAGAAAUAUCCAUUAAAAACGCCAAUGAGACAGCAAAAGAAGCUGCAGAGACCUAUAUCCAUUAUAUUCUCAUUGCAACGAUCCCAGUGCUGACACUUUUAUUGAUUUUUAUUGGAGUUUUGUGCUGCUGCUUCAUAGAAAGAAGAAAACAACAGAGAAGUGAAACAGCUGUUAAAGAGCCUAGCUUCUGGAUGUCCCCACACAGAAGGAACAGUCCUAAUCUGGAGGUCUACAAUGUCAUCAAGAAACAGACGGAUGCAGAUUUAGCAGGAACGAGACCAAAUAUCCAUAAUACGUCUUUUCGGGUGCCAUCUGGGGAGAUCUCACCUAUAGACAAUCUGUCAGGUGAAUAUGAUAACAUGGCAGGAAACCAUUCAGAGAGUGGCUUUGUGACACUAGCCAGCACAGAAAGCGGCUUUGUCACCAACGAACUGUAUGAGCUGUGUAAUGACAUGUAUGGGAAAAGCUCAGAAUCUGGCUGGGUUGAAAAUGAAAUCUAUGGAUAUUAAUUGAGAAACAAUGGACUAAAUGCAUUACCAUGCAAGAUGUUUUCAAUGCAGACAAUGUUCCAACAACGAUAAGAAGAAAAUGACUGUCUAGGAUUCUGCAAUUUUUUAUGAAACAAAUAAAAUGCAUCAUGGAAUACUAAAUCUGAAAAUGGAA
Molecule: messenger RNA, 1992 nt
Organism: Nanorana parkeri
Lineage: Eukaryota; Metazoa; Chordata; Amphibia; Anura; Dicroglossidae
Gene: LAYN
Product: layilin
Exons: 8
Coding region: 723-1838 (371 amino acids)
Molecular function (GO): hyaluronic acid binding
Source: RefSeq, a predicted model, not a curated record